This is a messenger RNA of Pararge aegeria (speckled wood butterfly), 2597 nucleotides long. It is a transcript of the gene Cyp18a1, whose product is annotated as cytochrome P450 18a1. The coding region runs from base 137 to 1759 and encodes 540 amino acids. The record is from RefSeq and is a predicted model, not a curated record. Gene Ontology annotation, cellular component: intracellular membrane-bounded organelle; cytoplasm. Gene Ontology annotation, biological process: xenobiotic metabolic process. The transcript has 6 exons. Gene Ontology annotation, molecular function: oxidoreductase activity, acting on paired donors, with incorporation or reduction of molecular oxygen, reduced flavin or flavoprotein as one donor, and incorporation of one atom of oxygen; heme binding; iron ion binding. Lineage: Eukaryota; Metazoa; Arthropoda; Insecta; Lepidoptera; Nymphalidae.
CAACACUCGCACGCGGUAUACGAUUACAGCGUGUGAGACACCGCGCUAUCGCGAUCACAACCCGAACACUAAUGUUACGUUCGGUUGACUGUUAAAAGCUUAUCGUUACGGAAAUAAAUAAAAAAUAAGUUUCAAAAUGAUAACAAUGCUAACGAACUCUAAACUCCUGUGGGCGCUGUGGCAAGUGGUGAGCUACUGUUCUUCGCGGACAUCGCUGCCGCUGUUGCUGACGGUUGGCGUGACGUUUUUGACGAUGCGGCUAAUAAAUUUAGUGCGUGAGAGCCGAAAAUUGCCGCCCGGGCCGUGGAGUCCACCAGUCGUCGGAUACCUUCCUUUCCUCGGAGUACGCCACAAAACCUUCCUGGAGCUGGCUAAAAGUUAUGGUGCACUGUUCUCUACACGUCUCGGAAAUAAGCUAACUAUUGUGUUGAGUGACUACAAGUUGAUCAGGGAAGCAUUUCGCCGAGAAGAAUUUACCGGUCGACCUAGCACUCCUUUAAUGAAUAUCUUGGAUGGUCUUGGUAUCAUCAAUAGUGAAGGCCGCCUUUGGAAAAAUCAACGCCGGUUUUUGCACGAGAAACUUCGUGAAUUCGGCAUGACUUACAUGGGCAAUGGAAAGAAAAUUAUGGAAGCGAGAAUUAAGAGUGAGGUUCAUGAGUUGAUGGAAAACUUGCAACGUUCUGAAGGUGAAGCAGUAGAUGCGAAUCCACUUCUGGCUUUAGGCGUAUCAAAUGUGAUUUGUGGAAUAACAAUGUCAGUACACUUCAGUCAUGGUGAUGCUAGAUUUGCCAGACUAAACCAUUUAAUCGAAGAGGGCAUGAAACUUUUCGGAGAAAUUCACUAUGGAGAAUACAUACCACUUUAUAACUAUCUUCCUGGCAAGGCACAAGUGCAAGAAAAGGUAGCAAGAAAUCGCGAAGAAAUGUUUGCUUUCUAUCAAACGUUGAUUGACGAGCACCGGAACACUCUAGAUAUGGACAACGCUAGAGAUCUAAUCGAUGUCUAUUUAAUUGAAAUAGAAAAGGCUAAAAUGGAAGGCAGAGAAGGGGAUUUAUUUGAAGGCAGAGAUCACGAAUUACAAAUCAAACAAAUUCUCGGGGAUCUGUUUUCUGCUGGUAUGGAAACUAUAAAGUCGUCACUGCUGUGGAUGAUUGUCUUUAUGUUGAGGAAUCCAGAUGUUAAGCGCCGCGUUCAAGAAGAACUGGACAAUGUUAUUGGUCGCGAGCGAUUACCCACUAUAGAAGAUAUGCCCAAUCUCCCUUACACAGAAACAACUAUUCUUGAAACACUGCGCAUGUCUAGCAUUGUGCCAUUAGCAACAACUCAUUCGCCUACAAAGGACGUCCACCUUAACGGAUACAGAAUUCCUGCUGGCUCACAAGUAGUACCUUUAAUCAAUUGCGUUCAUAUGGAUCCGAACCUCUGGGAAGAGCCGAAUAAAUUCAACCCGAGCAGGUUUAUAGAUGAGAAUGGAAAAAUUAAGCGGCCCGAAUUUUUCAUGCCCUUCGGUGUGGGAAGGCGGAUGUGUUUGGGGGACGUUCUGGCUCGCAUGGAAAUGUUUAUGUUCUUCUCGAGCAUGAUGCAUCAGUUCGAUGUGGAGUCGGAGGCUGGGGCCGCGCCGCCUUCGCUCGAGGGCACGGUGGGUGCUACGAUCGCGCCGAAAGCUUUCCGCGUGAAGUUCGUGCCGCGAGCUCCGCCCGCUCCCCCCGCCGUCAUCGCACACGACCAUCAGCACUUGCGUCACGUGGGCGCCCACUGAGAGCGCACCACACCUUUGCCACAAUAUACCCACCAGUAUUCCGUGAUCACUCGUUUUAGAGCGCAUCGAUGACAAAUUUAAAUUAAGUUUAUUAGUAAGUGACGACGUCGCUCCAGCGAUUGUCUAGGCUGUGCAUAAAGUGUUCAAUAAAAUAGUAACCGAACUUUACUUUAGGUGUAUUGAAAAUUCCCAUCGUUGAGAUUAAAAAUUGUUAUUUUAUGUCUUCAGUAUUAUGUAUAGGUUUUUCGAUCUAUGAGAUCGUCGUUAAUCACAUACAUCGAAUGAAGCAAUUUCGUAACGAAAUGUAGUUAGUUCAUUGACAUCUUAAGCUCUAGUUUCCUAUACCAAAAUAAAUGUAUAAUUAUUAUCGUUAUUUAUUAGUAAGUAUCACUUGAGAGUGUUGUCUGUUGAGUGUGAUCUCAUGUUUAAUGCGUUACGUGUACAUUAGUAUACAUACAUAGUAUACAUUAGUAUUGUGUUAAGAUUUGUACGUGUUCAUUUUUACAUUUCUAGUUAAAUAUGUACCUAUCAUGAGUAAUAUACUAAGUAACAUUCCAUGGUAGUGUAGAACCAACAACUAGUCUAAGAGCGGUAAUGUAUGUCGCUAUAAGUAUAAUAUCUUUAUUGUGUAACUGACGAUUUGAACUCUUUUUACAUCAGAAGAAAAUAGUUCGCAACCAAGUUGCCUUUUAAAGUUCGACUGUCGAAUAUCGUGUUGGCUUAUAAUAAUUGCCGUUUCUAGUAAAUUUACCAUUUAUUUACGCUAGCUUUGUAAAUAUUGCAUAACUUUUAAUGGAUAACAAGAUUUUAGUUUGAAAUAAAUGAUAAUAAUUUCAUA